UUUUAUGCAUAUAUAGUAGAUGUUAAACCAUCUUCGAUUAGUUCGUAUAUAUAUUUUUGAAUCCUCUCAGUGAAAAUCCUGACUCCGCCACUGAGUAGGACCUCAUAUAAUAAACUCUUUAUAUAUAUACCCCUCUCUAUUUGUUCUUCUCACUUCAAUUCUACAACAACAAUUCUACUACAAUUAUCACAUUACUCAUUCAACCAAACAUUCAUUAUAUGGCUUUUCUUCUUUAUUUAUUUUUAUUUUUCUUGUUUAAUUCAAGAUUAAACAAUGCUCAAGGCCCCCCUUCACCUGGUUAUUACCCUAGUUCUAGGGUACAAUCUUUAAAAUUUAACCAAGGUUUUAGGAACCUUUGGGGUCCUCAACAUCAAUCUUUAGACCAAAGUACCUUAACUAUUUGGCUUGACAAAAAUUCAGGUGGAAGUGGUUUUAAAUCUCUGAAAAAUUAUCGUUCUGGUUAUUUUGGCACUUAUAUGAAACUACAACCUGGUUACACUGCUGGAAUUAUUACUUCUUUUUAUCUUUCAAAUAAUCAAGAUUAUCCAGGGAACCAUGAUGAAAUUGAUAUUGAAUUUCUUGGAACAACACCAAACAAGCCUUAUAUUUUACAAACAAAUGUAUAUAUAAGAGGAAGUGGAGAUGGAAAUAUUAUUGGAAGAGAAAUGAAAUUUCAUCUUUGGUUUGAUCCAACUAAAGAUUUUCAUAAUUAUGCUAUUCUUUGGGACCCCAAUGAGAUCAUAUUUUUUGUUGAUGAUAUCCCAAUUAGAAGAUACCUUAAAAAAAAUGAUGCAACAUUUCCACAAAGACCUAUGUAUGUAUAUGGUUCAAUUUGGGAUGCAUCAUCUUGGGCAACAGAGGAAGGAAGAAUUAAAGCUGAUUAUCGAUAUCAACCGUUCGUUGGAAAGUAUAGUAAUAACUUCAAGCUCGAAGGUUGUGAGGCGAAUGAGAGCCCCUCGUGUCGCCGUGCCCCUUCUAGCUCCCCCUCAGGGGGUGGUGGGCUGAGUCGUCAGCAGAUAGAGGCUAUGUUGUGGGUGCAGAGGAACUAUAAGGUGUAUGAUUACUGUCGGGAUCCCAGGAGAGAUCAUACUCACACACCUGAGUGCUGAACGUUCGUAAUUAAAUUGAACUCAAAUCGGCGUGAAAAAAUAAAAGUAGCCUUGUGAUGGUCCCAUUUGCCAUUAGUAGUUGCAAAAAGUAGUUGAAGCGUCCAAGGUGUUUUUUUUUUUUUUACUUUUAUUUCUUGAAAUUUAUAUAUUAAGUGUAUUAAAGUGUUUUACUUAAGUGGAAAAAAGUGUCAAGAAAAAAAUGAAGUUGAUCUUGGUCUAUUUUCGCUAGAACUGCAUUUCAAUUGUAAUUUAUCUUUGAUCAAAGUGUGUAUUUGUUUCUUUAUUUAUAAUUGUUAAAGAAAAAGAAAAUAUUAUAUCGCCAAAAA
Molecule: messenger RNA, 1435 nt
Organism: Capsicum annuum
Lineage: Eukaryota; Viridiplantae; Streptophyta; Magnoliopsida; Solanales; Solanaceae
Product: xyloglucan endotransglucosylase/hydrolase protein 31
Biological process (GO): cell wall biogenesis; xyloglucan metabolic process
Cellular component (GO): apoplast; cell wall
Molecular function (GO): xyloglucan:xyloglucosyl transferase activity; hydrolase activity, hydrolyzing O-glycosyl compounds
Source: RefSeq, a predicted model, not a curated record